AUGGCACUUCCGGAGGAAGGCGUGCCCGCCGAGAUCAUGCGCCUGGUACCCCUGGGCGAUGCGCUCGACAAGAUCCAGAUGCAGAAGGCAGCGACGCCCGUUCCGAGGCCCGACGGGGUAAGGGAGGCGGCAGAUAUAUUGGAGAGCACGAAGACGAACGCGGUGGUCUGCGAGAGGAGCAGCUUCGACGAGAUGGACAUCAAUGCGCAACGGAGCGAGGCGUCGCGGGAGGCGGUGGAGCGCGGCAUGCUGGAGCAGGCGGCGACAGAGAAGAAGCGCGUGGACCGACUCCGUGAGCAGCUGACGCCCGAGGAGAUCGCCGAAGGAGCGAAGCAGAUUUAUCUCGCGCUAGACGGGAAGUGCGUGGACAUCAACGGCAGGAAGCAGAAAAUCAAGGGCGACAUGACGAAAGUGCGGCACGUGCCAAGUCUGGGGAAAGCCGCCCACAAGCUCCUCACUCACAUUGAGCACGCGUCGCGGCGCCUUCCAGGUGCACAGGAAUCUCGGCGUGUGAUGAGGUUCGAGACGAACGCUCUGCGAGUCCGGUAUGGCGUCCCAAUCUUCGUAACUUUCUCGCCCGACGAAGGGCGCAAUCUGCCCGUGGUCCGCCUGUCGCGCGCGCGACGGCAGGACCCCGUGCGCGCGGCAGCUGAUAAUGAAGCGCAGUCGCGGCUGGCGGGGCAUCGGGAGUGGCCGCGUGUAGCCCCCGACGUAGACGAGGCACGCCUGGAUCUUCCAAUGGAUGCAGCACAGGCUGGGGUGCCGACGUGGGCCGAGCGUAGACGAAUCCUCGCGCGGGAUCCCAUGGCCAGCGUUGACGGCUUCCGCAUCCUGGUGGGCGCGACGCUCCGGCACCUGUUCGGGCUGCGGACUUGCCCGAAUUGCCCGCGUUGCAAUCUCGCCGAAGGGGGGUUCCCGUGCCAGGACCUGUUCGGAAGCAACGCCAUGCCAGGCGGGGGCGCGUUCGGACGCGUGGAUGCCUACUACGUGUCCAUAGAAGCUCAGAAAUCUACGGGAUCUCUGCACGCACACUGCCAGGUAUUCGCACAGUGCCUGCACCAGCACGCGCCGCUCGAGGAGGUGUUCGAAAUCGUCCGUGACGACGUGCAUCACCGGGGCGAGAAGAUUGUGGAGGGGUAUUUGGGGUACAAGAGUCGCGUCUGUCGGCAGGUUUAUUCGCAGCAGGUGUCGGCGGAGGAAAUGGGUCGGAGGCUGGGGGAGGCGGAGAAGUCUUGGCCGGAGUUCAAAGACGAGGACGGGCUCCUUGGAAGGCCCGCGUUUCAAACGCGCACUCUCCAUUCAAAAGCAUCGACGACGGAGGCCCAGGACGACGCUGUGGCAUGGGGGAAGAAUAUCUGA
This is a messenger RNA of Prorocentrum cordatum, 1359 nucleotides long. The record is from the annotation of a GenBank genome assembly. Lineage: Eukaryota; Dinophyceae; Prorocentrales; Prorocentraceae.